Molecule: messenger RNA, 2814 nt
Organism: Stylophora pistillata
Lineage: Eukaryota; Metazoa; Cnidaria; Anthozoa; Scleractinia; Pocilloporidae
Product: radixin
Cellular component (GO): cytoskeleton
Molecular function (GO): actin binding
Source: RefSeq, a predicted model, not a curated record
CGCGCUGUUCUUGGUCCCUGAGUUACGCCCAUACUAGCGAGCCAAACUGUUGAGAUUUACGGUAACAUUUGGCUCGAACCUCUCUUAUUUCUUCACUAUUUUUCUCUAGAGCUCAAUCUUAACCUCUUAGCUGCCGGUCAAGGAAAUUCAUUUUAAGUUUGUGAGUUUGUUUGUGGUGACAAGACAAGAAUCAUCAACAUGCCGAAAGUGCUGAACGUUCGCGUCACGACCAUGGAUGCUGAGCUGGAGUUUGCAAUUCAGCCAAGCACAACGGGAAAACAGCUCUUUGAUCAGGUCGUGAAGACGAUAGGCUUACGAGAGAUUUGGUUUUUCGGUCUGCAAUACACAGACACCAAAGGAUACGAGACAUGGUUGAAGCUAAACAAGAAGGUUCAAAGUCAGGAUGUCAAGAAAGAAUCACCUCUUCAGUUCAAAUUUCGUGCAAAAUUUUACCCCGAAGAUGUGUCAGAGGAACUCAUACAAGAGGUCACAAGGCGACUAUUCUUCUUGCAAGUAAAGGAGGACAUCCUUGCAGAAAGAACUUUUUGUCCUGCAGAAACUGCAGUUUUGUUGUCCUCAUAUGCUUUACAUGCCAAGCAUGGGACAUACAAUUCUGAUGUUCACUCUCCUGAAUUUUUGAAACAUGAAAGAUUAGUGCCUGAAAGAUUUAUCACCAAUAAGUUGAUAGAUGAUGUUACUGGAAGGGUCUCAGUUUGGUGGGGUGAACAUGCUAUCCUGUCAAGAGAGGAUGCCAUGAUCGAGUACCUAAAGGCUGCCCAGGAUUUAGAAAUGUAUGGAGUGAACUAUUUUGAUAUCAAAAAUAAAAGAGGGACAGAACUCUUCCUUGGUGUUGAUGCAUUGGGUUUGAACAUUUAUGAAAAAGAAGACAAGCUGACUCCCAAGAUUGGAUUUCCUUGGAGUGAGAUCAGAAACAUUUCCUUUAAUGACAAGAAAUUUAUCAUCAAACCUAUUGACAAAAAAGCUCCAGAUUUUGUUUUCUAUGCGGCUCGCUUGAGAAUAAACAAGCGAAUUCUGGCUCUCUGCAUGGGAAAUCAUGAACUUUACAUGAGACGCAGGAAGCCUGACACAAUUGAAGUUCAGCAGAUGAAAGCACAAGCUAUGGAAGAGAGACAGUCAAGGUUGAAGGAAAGACAAAAGCUUGAAAGAGAAAAGACAGCGCGUGAAACGGCUGAGGCAGAGAGGAAGAAGCUCGAGCUAGAGAUAGCUAAUCUUAAAGCUGACAAGGAAAGACAAGCAAGAGAAAAGCAAGAGGCAGAGGACAAAGCCAAUGAAUUACUGAGGAAAAAGGCUGAACUUGAAGAAGAGACACGUAAACAGGAAGAGCAAAAAAGGAAACAACAGGAAGAACUUGAAGAAAUGAAAAGAAAACAGUUGGCAGAAGAAGCGGAUAAGGAGAAAUUGACCAAGGAAAUAGCAGAGAAACAGGAGGAGUUCGAUAGGUUAGUGGAACAGGAACGAGUAGCACAAGAAGAAAAAGAAAGGAUCAGGCUUGAGCUUGAAAGCCAACAGGAAGAAACAAAGAAGCUCCAGGAGAAGGCAGAACAAUUAGAAGAGCAAGCUAUUUUAGCUGCCCAGGUGAAAGAGGAUCACAUUGAAAUGGAGGAAACACAAACAACACUUGAAACAGAACUUGAGAUAGAUCCCCUCGUAGAGGGAGACAGAUCUGAAGAAAAUCGUUUAACAGAGGCUGAGAAGAAUGAACGGCAGCGAAAAAUGCUUCAGCAACUUCAAGAGGAUCUCCGAAAAGAAGAAAAGAAUUACUCCAGUUACGACAAACUCCACAUGCAGAACCAGAAAGAAGGAAGAGAUAAAUACAAGACGCUGAAGCAAAUCAGGCAAGGAAAUACUAAGCAGAGGGUUGAUGAAUUUGAAGCCAUGUAGAGUCUUUGAGCCAACACCACACAGCUACACCUGUCCAAGGUUAAUAACUCUCAGCAGUUUCGAAGAAAAAUGUUUGCUGUUCAUGGGAACUAUUCAAUUAAACUUUAAUCCAUGGAAAAGUGAUUAUUUUACACGUGCAAGAAAUUUGAUAGCGUAUUAAUUAAAGUUUUGUAAUGUUAGAAAGAGAAGUAAUUGUUGAUAUGGUGAGGAGUGGUUUCUUUGUUGUAGUAAAAAUGGUUUUCCGGGGAUCAUACUGCCUUAAAGACCCUCAAUAGCAGGGUGGAGUGGAAGGAAUGCUCUCUUCUGCAUAACUUUUGUGUACAGUCUUUGUGCUCUUGAUUAUUUUUUGACUUCAACUGAGACUUUUUAACAAUAUUCAGCUUUUCCCAGCAUGCAUCUUGUCAGCUUUUAUUACAACAGUUUUGUUGCAAGCACGUUUCAAAGAUUUCGGAUUCACUCGUUUUAUCCCAAAUUAGCCAAAUAUUGUAUAAGCAAGACACUGUAUUAAUCCUUUUUGUAAUGUGUCAGAAUGAAAGAAAAAUAUGCUUUGCAGGUUUCGUAGUUUGCAAGGGAGUUAUCUUUCACUAAAUCCUGUCCUGUUGCUGUUAAAUUUUCGUUACUCAACUCACCCGCUGUACAAUGUAAUAUUUUUCAUUAUGCCAAAAUAAGACAAGUUCAAGAGUCAGUGAUUCUUGUUGUGUAAUACAAAAGGAGAAAAGUACGAUAGGACCUGUUAUUUAACAGGCGUUAACAUAAUAAGUAUCACCUUUUGUUAGAUAAUGUGUAGCUAUUUUUCUCUCUUUGAUACCAAGUUCAAGGCAAGGCCAAUGCCGCAGGCUGGGGUACCAAGUCUUUUCAGCAUUGGUAUAAAAGUAAUCAAUUUGAAUAAAAUGAGUAUGUUGUGAAAAAAGA